AUGGGCCUUAAACGCCAAGUCAUCCAACUGGGCCUUGCCCUUGAUCUCUAUUUUUUGUUACUAAUGCUGGGUCUCAGGUCCCCAGGGGGUCUGAUAAAUAAUGACUGCGUUUCGAAUUUUCGUCUUCGCUUGCGCAAGCCGACUGCUGUGGUAUUUGUAAAUUGGAUCACCUCUCGCCGACUUCGAGCGGUGUGUACUUUCCUCCUUUUAAUAUCUCUCUUCUGUUUCGAAGCCAGAAGACGCAAAAACUACAUCGAAGCAAGGAAAAGGGAGAAGAAGAAUGCAGGACUAACCUGCAACGCCUGCAAUAAGGAAUUCAAGGACGAUACAGAGCAAAAGCUCCAUUACAAGUCCGAUUGGCAUCGCUACAAUCUCAAACGCAAGAAAUAUGUAACAGUAGCUGGUGUUCCAGGGUGACUGAAGCGCUGUUUAGCUAGACAGUCUGCCCUUGCUCAAAAGAGAAGGAUAACUUCAAAUGAGAGGCCCUAUGCUAUACAAGUUUGCAUUCUAUGUGGUAACGGAUAUCGAAGUUCCAAAGCUCAUGCUCAGCAAUCUUAAAUCACGAGCCACAUCAUGCGGGCUUCUCAGGAAGCAACUCAAGAAGAGGAUAGGGCAGUGAUUAAAUCAGCUUCAGCGCCAAUGCCCAUGAGUAAGCAUGCCCCUCGAGAAGAGGUUGGGCAAAUGAAGAGCGAAGAUAGUGAUGAAUGAAUGGGAGAGGUUGAUCAAGAGGAAGAGUUAGUAAGGUGAGGCCCACAAAAUCAUUGACUGAAUUUGAAUGUAAAUGAGGCGCUUUCGGAUGAAGAUAUGGCUGAAGAUGAAGAUGAUGACUUGUUGGAUCCAUCAUGUUGCUUUAUGUGUGAUUCAAGAGCCUAUGAUAACAUAGAAAGUUGCAUGGUUCACAUGCACAAGCACCAUGGUUUUUUUCAUUCCGAUGUUGAGUACUUGAAGGAUCCAAAAGGCCUUCUUAGCUUAUCUUGGCUUAAGGUGAAGAGGGAUUUUUUGUGUUUGUAUUUGACGAUAGGUUGUUCAUCCUUUUAAUCAGCUUAGAAGCUGUUUAGGAAGCAUAUGGCUGCAAAAGUCAUUGCACAGGUACAUUACGGUAGUGGUGAUGAUGAAGAAGAAGCGAAAUUAGAAGAAUUUUAUGACUAUAGCAGCAGGUUUAUGACAUUCCCAUUUAAUGUGGAUGAAAGUGGAAAACAGCUGAUUGCCUCAAGUGAUAUGGCCAAUACUGUAGAACUUGGCGGUGGUUCAGAGCUCAUCAUAAGUAUUUGAAGAUCUGAUAGAAGGAUAUUAUCCAAAAAACCAUUGGUUUCACGGGAAUUUCUGCGCUACUACCGCAGAGCACGUCCAUCACCGGCCAAUUAUGCGGCCAUACUGCUGCAUUGGCCUCCUAGGUACAGGAGCAUGGGAUUGGCAACAGUGCAGUCUAAGAGAGCAGAUGGUGAAGGUAUGAAAGUGAUGAAGGAAAUGAAAUCGAUGCAGGCGCAGAGGCCAUGCGCCAAAAAUUGG
Molecule: messenger RNA, 1509 nt
Organism: Jatropha curcas
Lineage: Eukaryota; Viridiplantae; Streptophyta; Magnoliopsida; Malpighiales; Euphorbiaceae
Source: RefSeq, a predicted model, not a curated record